AUGCCCAAUUGCUGCACCUGCUGGCGGCGAAAUAUCACUGCGUUGAUAUCUACACAUGUCUCUCGACGAACGGCAUAUGCCUCCGCGGCUCGGGUCGGGGAACGAAGAUUUAGGGGCCGCAAUUCUGGGCUCUUUAGGGACCCACACAAACUGGCUGAUGCCGUGAAAAAGCAGUUGGUUCGGGGGGACGAUAACAAAGCGUUACAACUGGCCCGGGAAGGGAGUCGGACGCUCAAUAGCGUGGUUAGUUGGAACCACAUUAUCGGAUACAAUAUCGAGCGGGGGUGCUUGAGGGUUGCCUUUAAGGCCUUUAAUGAUGUACGUCUGUCUAUCUGAGCUGUGCCGGUGGAGUGGUUUUGCGAGAGUUAAUGUUUUUGGUUUAGAUGAAAAAAAUGUCGAUAUUCCCCGACUCCUAUACAUUCACGAUUAUGCUGAACGCCCUGGCAGAGAUUCCGAAUCAACCGUCGGCGCAUGAGAGGGCGCUGCAGUUGUACCAUUCUAUGAGCAAUCCGAAUUCGUCGGUUGAGCCGCAGAUAGUACACACUAAUGCUGUGUUGAAAGUGUGCUCGAGACGCGGGGACGUCGAUUCCAUAUGGGCCAUUGUUUCAAAGUUACCGCUCAGCGGACUCAAUGCGCCGAAUGCGAUCACAUACACUACGCUGCUGAAGGGGAUUCAGGGUGUACGCGAGGUGGAGGAGGGCCGGAGAGUCUGGGCGGGGGUUCUGUCCCGGUGGAAUGCCGGGAAGUUAUGGGUUGACGGGCAAUUGGCCUGUGCAAUGGGACGGGUGCUCCUAUCGGGCACGAAACCAGAGCACUGGAAGGAAACCUUCAAGAUUGUCGAGCAGGUAUUCGGCAUCAAGGAUCCCAAUCCCGAGGAGCAGGAGAUAAACCCCGAGGACCAGCUAUAUGUCGAGGGAACGACAGAGUCCAUCAACGGGAUCAGAGACCUUCAGACGCCCGGGGGUGGAGACCCAGAUGCGCGAGUCCCCUACGUCCCGCCCCCCCUCCGCGGGCAAACGACGUGCGGGGAUCCCAGCUCUGGAUCCAACUCCUCCUCUACACGACCCAAGCCCGGCACCGACGUCCUCAGCCUGGUCAUCAGGGCAUGCACGCAACUAUCUGAUAAAGAACUAGGAAGAUACUACUGGAAAACCCUAACCGCACCUCCCUACUCCGUGCGACCGGACAUCGAAAACUUCCACGACCUUCUCCGCCUGCUACGAAGGUCACGCUCGGGCCCAGAUGCCCUACAUGUCCUUCAGGCAAUGCGUUCCCGCCCCGACACAACCCCGACGGCAAAGUCGUUCUUCAUCGCCAUGUCCUGCUGCAAGCGCGAGGGUCGCGGUCCUGGCUUCCCCACCGCCGAAAAGAUGCUCGAAAUGAUGCUCGAACACCGCGUCCGCAUUGAUGUCAAGAUAGUAACCAUCUUCCUCCAGUGCGCUAUCAAGACCGGGAACCCAACAUACUAUAAAUCGGCACUGAAGACUGCAGAGGAUAUAUUCGACCUGCGGGGCGAAUUGGAUAAGCUGGUCAGACUUAAGGCUGAUGGCGACUUGCUCGAGACUCACGUGGAGUUGGCGAAGUGGAUGCAGGGGGUUAUCGACCGGUUACUGGAGAACCCUGAUGUUCCAUGGGGACACGGCGAGAGAGCAGUGUUUGAACAGAGGAGGGGUGGGUUGGUGAAGCUUAUUGAGAGGUUUGGAUGGAUUGCGGGCGGCGCUGAGGGUGGUGGGAAGAAUUGGAAGGCCAGGAUUGCGUGA
Tuber aestivum (summer truffle) is the source of this 1760-nucleotide messenger RNA. Lineage: Eukaryota; Fungi; Ascomycota; Pezizomycetes; Pezizales; Tuberaceae. The record is from the annotation of a GenBank genome assembly.